Molecule: messenger RNA, 2115 nt
Organism: Paramacrobiotus metropolitanus
Lineage: Eukaryota; Metazoa; Tardigrada; Eutardigrada; Parachela; Macrobiotidae
Product: nuA4 complex subunit EAF3 homolog
Exons: 11
Coding region: 192-1859 (555 amino acids)
Biological process (GO): chromatin organization; regulation of DNA-templated transcription
Cellular component (GO): nucleus; histone acetyltransferase complex
Source: RefSeq, a predicted model, not a curated record
UUCCGGAUUGUUUCCCGCGGUAUUAAAAUUAAUAUUUUAAAAUUUAUUUGAUUUUUUUGCAUUAGCGGCUAAUCAUUAGCUUGUUUAAUUUGAACUCAGGCUGAUAGACCAACGAAAACAGUUAUGUGAUUUCAGAAAUUUUGAUAGCUGAUUAGCUGUCAUCUGGACACAACUUGAGCCCUGCCAUAGAAAUGGAUAAAGAAAAGUCACUAAGAGCAGAAGCUGCUUCUGGAUCCGGAGCUUCGGGAGCGUCCAAGGGCUCCAGCAAACGCAAUCCAUCGAAGAAUCUCGACGAUGAAUUUUAUAAAGAAUUUCAGAUCGGGGCUGAUGUUUAUGUCAUUUAUUGCGGAAGAUGGCAUGCAGCGAAGGUGCGCAAACGGGAAAAGUGCCCGCAUCCCGAGCACCCGGAAACUGAAAUUUAUUCAUAUUUUGUUCACUAUCCUGGUUGGGGACCGCGCCAUGAUGAGUGGAUGAUGGCGGAUUCGAUGAUGGAUUUGACUGACGACAACCGAAAAAAAGUUGAUGACGAAAACGCGGAAUAUGAUGCUAAACUGAAAGCCGAAGGUAAAAAAGUUCCUAAGGAAAAAAAAAUUAAAUCGGCCCUGAAACCGAAAGCGCUUUCAACGGAAAAGAAAAAGAGCCAAGAAACUAGUGUGCCUAAAGAGAUCCCGGGAACUCCACCAGUAAAACCGCAAGAAAAGAAACGUGGCCGACGACCGAAGACCGAAACAGCGCUACCACCAGCGUCUACUGCGGCUCCGACUGAAGUGACUGUCAAGAAAGAAGAUGGUUUGGGCAGCGAAUCGGUAACGCCCGCAGUACCCACUUCAGCACCGCUGGACAAACCUGUUGAACAAGUGCCGGAAAAGGAGGAAAGUGAGGGAACUCCGGAAGAGCCUGCUGUGAAACGACCACGAGUGGAGCAAGAUUAUAUUGUGCUGAAAUACCACUACGACAAGACGAAUCCCAAGCAACCGAAUAAACAAUCGAAAUUUCAGGAAGGAUUGAUUCACGGUAUAAUGUCCACCGUCGGUGUCACGCAUGAUAGCUUAGAGCAGCAGAAAUCAGCUCAAGAGAAGCGUGAAAAGCUAGUGGAAUCAGCACGACUUUUCGCAUAUGCUGAAGCCGCUGUGCAGAGAAGGUUGCAGGACAACGCUGUGCUGAGCAUCACAUGGCCUCCGAAGUUGUUACAAGCUAUGGCGGAAAAUUACAUCGCAACGGUCGUUGAUGGAAAAUUGUUGAAACAUAUUACUGUACCAGAGAAAUCUGUUGCGGGUAUUCUGAAUCGAUAUCGGCAACAUAUCGAGCAGGUGCCCCACGGUAUGACCGCCGAGUUGAGAAAUGCACACCUUGCUGAAGUGCAGGCUUUGAAUGAAAAUUUUGCGAAGCUCCUUCCAACGAUCUUGACACGCAUGGAAGUACCUCAGCACUCGGAACUCAAGAAAACGAAGAAGAAAGACAGUUUUUACACGGACAGUUAUGGUUUUGUCCAUCUGACUCGGGCAAUCGAGUUAAUGGUCAAGUUCUACAACCUUGAUGGCAAACGACUCAUCGGUAGUUGUGGAGAAGAUCUCUUGGCUAUUUACAACAGCAUUUUGCGAUUUAUUGACGAACACGUUCUGGUGGAUUGCAACGAGGGAGAUGCAAUGUACGUGGAGGCAGACGAGGAGUAUUUGAAGAAAAUCAAGUUUGUGGCAUUUGAGAAGGACAAAUCCAAGCAACCGGAAGAUAGUUUGCAUCAUUCCCAUUUUUUAUCCGAUUCACUAUUGGAAACCCUUCGAAAAACCCCUAAAGAAGAUGGCGAGACUUUCAAAUUAAGCUGGACUGGAGUGAAGCCAACUAAUGGGACGUCAAUGUAGGAGUAAACAGUAGGCAGAUUACGAACAGUUCGAUGCGGUUGUGAGUUCUUUAUCGAUAUUCCUGUUACUACUGAAUACAUUAUUAAAUAUUAACUGGGCAUUUGCAUUGGUGCGGAUUUGGACGGAUAGUGCGAGUUUCUUUGUUGUUAGGAAUCGGCUACUUACAAGUGCUAGUGAAAGUUGAUUUCGCUGGUGUUCUUUUGAUAGGCAGAUUUGAUCUGCGUGAUUUUGGUUAGUAUUAAAUUUUUAUUGCGCA